ACCAUUUCCCAUCCUCUCUUCGAGUCUUUUGCCUUGCAACCCAAGCAAUACAUCCCAAAAUCCUAUCUCCGACCUCCUUCGCCUGAAUCUGACGUUCAUGACCGUUUCCGACCACCAGAAAUCUGACGAGCGAACAUGAGCUGUAACGGUUGCCGAGUCUUGCGAAAGGGAUGCAGCGAGUCUUGCAUUCUGCGGCCCUGUCUUCAGUGGAUCGACUCGCCCGAGUCACAGGGGCACGCCACCGUCUUCGUCGCCAAGUUCUUCGGCCGCGCCGGCCUCAUGUCUUUCAUAUCGGCCGUUCCUGAGAAUCAACGACCCGCUCUUUUUCAGUCGCUUCUGUUUGAAGCGUGCGGUCGUACGGUCAAUCCCGUCAACGGGGCGGUAGGCCUGCUCUGGACAGGGAACUGGCACGUGUGCCAGGCGGCGGUCGAGACCGUGCUCCGUGGCGGGACGCUGCGGGCGAUGGCUGAGGCGCCGGCGCUGGCGCUGCCGGAAUCUGACGACGCAUCCGAGGUGCGCGACCCGUUCGGGAAGCAAAGGGUGUCGAAGAGGAAAGGGCCGGGGUCCGGCGAUGAAGUGGCGCGAUCCCAAGCGUGCGAUCUUGGCCUCGCGCUGACGCCGGGAUUCCCGCCGGAGAAGCGGCGGCCGGCGACCCCGUCGAUGAACUCGGAGGGAUCGGUGACAACCAGCGCGGAGAGUGGCGAUCGGGUUGACGGCGGCGAUCGGAUGCUGUUGAAUUUGUUCGUUUGAGGUGUGUUGUGUCAGGUUCUACGGCGGGUAUUGUAAGAUCCCGGUGCCCGGAAUUCAAACGCGAGAUUGAAAUCCGGCGAGGUGUUUUUGUACUUCCGGCAGAGGAUUUCCUUGUUGUAAGGAAAGAUGAGUCUGACGGCUUCUUAUAAAUUUCGAUGUGAAGUUAAUAAAAAUGUCAUUUUAAUUUA
Messenger RNA from Magnolia sinica, 938 nucleotides. RefSeq names its product LOB domain-containing protein 37-like. The transcript is spliced from 2 exons. The coding region runs from base 136 to 750 and encodes 204 amino acids. Gene Ontology annotation, biological process: regulation of gene expression. The record is from RefSeq and is a predicted model, not a curated record. NCBI's taxonomy places the organism in Eukaryota, Viridiplantae, Streptophyta, Magnoliopsida, Magnoliales, Magnoliaceae.